Molecule: messenger RNA, 228 nt
Organism: Rotaria socialis
Lineage: Eukaryota; Metazoa; Rotifera; Eurotatoria; Philodinida; Philodinidae
Source: the annotation of a GenBank genome assembly
AUGAAUGAUGUAUCAGAAAAUGAUGGUCCUAUUGAAAAAAAUGCACGUGAGGGCCAAAUGCAACAAGCCGAUAAAUUUCUACAAAAUACGGCAAAAAAACAGCAAUUAGAUGAUUUGAGUAUUGAUGACAAUGUGUUGGUGCCAGUACCGGUGGCUGAUCGAGGUCCAGCUGAUGCACGAAAUGUUCUUUGCGUUAUCAUGAACAUAAAAAUAGAAAAUAUCAGUUAG